Molecule: messenger RNA, 496 nt
Organism: Solanum dulcamara
Lineage: Eukaryota; Viridiplantae; Streptophyta; Magnoliopsida; Solanales; Solanaceae
Product: lysM domain-containing protein ARB_03442-like
Exons: 2
Coding region: 67-348 (93 amino acids)
Source: RefSeq, a predicted model, not a curated record
UGAUCCAUCCAAAGGACAAGGAAAGAACAAAAAAAAAAAAAUAUUUUGGGCAAUUAAACAGCAGAAAUGGCCAGAUCAAGCUACAAAUUAACCAUGCUUUUUAGCUUUGUUCUAUUGUUCCUUCUCUCCAUUAACAUAGCAGAAAGUAGAAUUGUUUCCUCUAGAAUUGGGACGAAUUCUGCUCUGAUAUGCAGUAAGAUUUAUGGUGCAAAUAUUGGAGAUACAUGCUUCAGCAUUAUGCAACAGUUUAGUGUGACGGCUGAGGCCUUUACUACUUUCAAUCCCAAUCUCAAUUGUGAAAAAAUGUUUGUUGGUGAAUGGAUAUGCCUUGAUGGUUCCUCCUUGUAAAAUAUUGAGCAAGGGAAUUUAAAGCUCGAUAAAUAAAAUAUUUGAAUUUCUUACUUUUGUUGAGAAAGAGAAGGUUUGCUCUUGGAAUUUAGGAGCAAUGAAGACGGUACAAUUUGAUUUGGUAACAAACUAAGGCCAAUGUAUGAAU